This is a messenger RNA of Lineus longissimus, 4218 nucleotides long. Its product is annotated as zinc finger protein 665-like. The coding region runs from base 125 to 2983 and encodes 952 amino acids. The record is from RefSeq and is a predicted model, not a curated record. NCBI's taxonomy places the organism in Eukaryota, Metazoa, Nemertea, Pilidiophora, Heteronemertea, Lineidae. The transcript is spliced from 4 exons. Gene Ontology annotation, biological process: regulation of transcription by RNA polymerase II. Gene Ontology annotation, molecular function: sequence-specific DNA binding; DNA-binding transcription factor activity, RNA polymerase II-specific. Gene Ontology annotation, cellular component: nucleus.
CGGCGAAGCCCCCAUCAUGGAGGACAAGGAAAGCAUAUUUUGGAAAAUUUCCUGUAAAAUGAUAAAAUUCAAAGAAAUUCUGCACUAAAAACAUCCCACUCAAAAGAAGCCACUGACCAGAGAGAUGAACAGCAUGAUGGAGUCACUCGACAUGACCUCAGACAAUCUGGGUGACUAUACUGUGUACGACAGCGACUCAACAGUUGUCAGUGAGACUGGUGGACAACUGUCGGACUUUGACACGGAAAUUCUAAAGCCGAAACCAUUAUCUGCACUUCCGAAUGAUUUUAUGACAGAGGAUUCUCCCACCUCUAUUCAUGAUAGAGCUGUAGAUCAGGAUUCAUUCCUCAUGGAUUCCGAACUACCCGGGAAUGGGCUGCUUAAUCCGUAUAAUGGUCUCCCAAACAUCGAUGUGCAAACAUUACCGGUUGUGCCGGUGCCGGUUAACCUCCAUGGGGAAAAGCCGUGCGAGUAUCUGUUACUGCGGUGUGAGACAUGUAACCUUAUCAUGGUCGGAGCCGAGGACUUGAAGGUGCACAGCCAGAUGCCAGAUAUCGAUCAUAUCUACAUGUGCUUGCAUUGUAAUCAGACUUUCACAGAGAUUAUCACCAUUCUUGAGCAUGUGGGCUCUGAAGAGUUGAUGCCACUUGAGGGUGAGAUGGAGAGACUUGAGGAUCAAGCAGUGGCACCAAGCAAAGAAGCUAAGGGAAAAUCAAAAAAGAAAGGUGUAAAAGGAUCGAAGGCUGUAAAAAGCUCUGAACCAAAAGCCGUCAAGAAACGUGGCCCACGCAAACCAAGAGAGCGGCCUCUGAUGAAAGCAGUCGAAACGGUCGUCACAAUCUUUCAAUGCCCAUACUGCCCGACGUCAUUCCUCAACUUCGUAGCAUUGUCCUUACAUGUCAAAAUACACAAGGAUCAAAACCAGCACAUGUGUGAACAAUGCAUGCAGGCGUUUGUGGAUGUGCCGACACUUCAGGCACACAAGGCCAACCAUUUAUCAGGCAUGGAACUGCGCUGCCACUACUGUAAGCAACCAUUUGCUAGUCAAGCCGAACUUCAUGCCCACUGCGCUGUGCACGAGGAUGAUGCUGAAAAGAAAUUCUGUUGCACGUAUUGCGGGAAAAGGUAUGUUACGCGUGGCGGUUUACGCAGACACGUGCGUACACAUACGGGGGACUUGCCGUAUCAAUGCACUCAUUGUGAUAAACGCUUCAGGGCAGCCGGUGAUUUACAAACACAUACUCGAAGUCACACGGGCGAGAAACCAUACACUUGUGAAAUCGAUGGCUGUGGCAAAUCGUUCAUCACGAAGAGUAAGUUGACGCAGCAUGUGAAGACGCACACUGAGGAACGCCGCUACAUCUGUGAUCAUUGCCACAAAGGUUUCAAACGCAACUGCGACCUGUCGCGUCAUGUGCGAUUGCAUUUAGGAUUCAAGUUAUACCAGUGCAGCUUGUGUCCGAAGUCGUUCACGACAAAUACAGUAUUAUCGCGACAUGUCAAAAAACAUACAGGUAUAAAGCCUUUUAAGUGUGAAACCUGUUCUAAAACCUUCUUUACGAAUUCUCAUUUGAAGAAACACAUGUUGUUUCAUACUGGUCAACGCCCACAUAAAUGUUCAUUCUGUGGGAAAGGCUUCACAACAAACUGGGCCCUCAAACAUCACAUCUUGAUCCAUGUUGGCACGAAACUUCACCAGUGCACUUUCUGUGGUAAAAAGUUCUUCCAUCUGCAGCCACUGGCUCGACAUAUCAAAUUCAUCCACGGGAGUAUCGGGGAGAUGCACAAGUGUAAGAAAUGCCCGCGGGAAUUCCGUACCAAAGCUCUUCUCCGGUUACACGGACGACAACAUGAGGAGAUUAAGUUUCAUGAGUGUAAGGAAUGCGAUGUGAAGUUUCUGCUCAAGCAGAGUUAUAAUCGUCACAUGACUGACGUCCACAACGCACCGAAACCUUACACUUGCCGUGUCUGUGAUAAAGGCUUCCUGAACCAUACGGUCAUGAUCAAUCACAUCCGAACCCACACCGGGGUCUUACCCUUCAAGUGUGAUGAUUGUGACCGGUCUUUCGUAUCCCACAAAUCCAUGUCGGCGCAUCGCCGCGUCGCUCAUGACUUUACAGGUAACACUGAUCCUGCUUAUUGUGAUAUUUGUACGAAGGUGUUAAAGUCACCUGCCCAGCUGAGACAGCAUCGUAGACGCAUUCACGGCGUCACAGGUCAUUCUGCAAAUACUGCAGACAGAGAACCCGAUGAACAUGGUGAGUUUAUCUGCCGCGAAUGCGGCUCCACCUUUGAAUGGAAGCAGGAACUAAAGGAACAUACGAAAAACCAUAACAUUGGGCCGAACAAACUUAAGUGCGAUCUCUGUUCUAAAGAGUUUCGCAGUAAUCAGACGUUUCAAGACCAUGUGCGAGGACACUCGAUGGAGAAACCAUUUGAAUGCCAACAUUGUAAAAAAUGUUUUGGGAAACGUAGCAUUCUGAGCCGUCACCUUUUGAUCCAUUCUGGUGAAAGACCAUAUAAGUGUAGCUUAUGUGAUAAAUCUUUUACGCAGAAAAGUACGCUAGAUGCCCACUUGAAGCGCCACAGUGGGGAGAAGCCAUAUGAAUGCGAAUUCUGUGGCCGUUGUUUUGCGGAUCGGAGUCAUUACAAACGUCAUGUUCAACUCAUUCACAAUCCUACGCCGAAAAAUCAAGUAGAAUGUGAAUUUUGUAAGAAAAUGUUGUCGUCGAAGAAUAGUUUGCGGCGCCACAUAAAGGCGGUUCAUGCCGAAAGUGUUGCCGAGGUUAUUGAAGAGGCCAGUGGCGAUGUUAGUACACAUGAGGAGAUGAAUGAGAGUGCCAUCUUUGAAUGUUUGGAGACACCGUUGAAAAUGUCAGCGGUGAAGAAAGUGGAAGUACUUGAAAACAAGAAGGGCAGCCAUUUUGGAGGUUUACAGCUGAAAGGAGAGUUUGAGGUUGAAAAAGUUGAGGAUUUGUGUUGAGAUAAACCAAGUGGGAUUUGACACCUCAUGACAACUCGUACUUAGAAAGGGUUAAUGUCCUCUGACAUUACAAUACAUAAUAUUUCAAAAAAAAUCAUGUGGUUUGUCCAAUUUUGCAUAUCAAUCAUGUCACCUUUGUCAGUUGUAAUUGCUAGUACAUGUACAAUAGGGCCGUUUAGACGACGCGAAAAAAUCCGGAUGCGUCCCGAAUCCGGAUUAAUUUUUCGUCGUGUAAACGCAAAAAGAUCCGGAUCAAUGUGGUUGCAUCCGGACUAAAAAGGUACCAUCGCCUUGAGUGGUUUUAAUCCGGAUUCAUCCAGAUUCGAUCCGAAUGCGGUCUUUUCGCCUGUCGUCUAAACGGCCCUAAUGUAUGUAUGAAACGUACUUUCAGGUGUACAUCUUCUGAAGUACCAAUGGGAGAUUUGAGACAAUAACUAUGUCCUCGGAGAUUCUCUUGGCUGUUAUAAUGCCUCUUGACAUGUUCCUGUGUAUCUGUUGGGCCUCUUGCAUCAGUGUGACCUGCGACUAUGAUAGGAUAGUCUUUUUAUAAAUUGAAUUAAAAGUGUUGUAUAAGAGGCUCCUCAUUUAGUGAAUAGGAAACAAGGGGGGAAGCAUUAUUGGUAAAUUUGAGGUCCAUUUUCAAGGCUCUAGCGUAUAACCUCUUGCGUAUAAAGGGGAGUAACGACAAAUUGCGUAAUAGUGCGUUCAUUGUGAGUACCAAAUGAUUGGCCCCUCAGUUGUUAUUACAUGUAUAGUAUCCACAGAGCUAACCUUUAAUCAAGGAGUUCAAGUUUAUUGAAAUGAUAUUUCACCGACAGUUUUUACUUCUUUACUCAUUUUAACAAAAUAUUGUCUCCGAUAUUCUUGGUUUUUAUUCACCAACGGUGAUUUUAACCUUAUAUUAAAUGUUUAACUGUAUGUUGAAUUUUAUGUGUUUACAAUAAUCUGGCAUGGACAUGAUAUGUACUAUGUUUUUCAUGGUGUAUAAACUAUAAAUCCAUGCACCUGAUUGGGAACAACGUUUACAUAGUGUUGGCCGUCGUCACGUCACCAUGCAUUACAGCUCGGACGGUUUUACAUCCCUGUAAUGUGACGCGACGUCUUCGUAAACGUUGUUCCCAAUCAAGUGCAUGGAUUUCUAGUUUCUCGUUAAAAACCUUUCUUCCAGUUGUUCUGUGAUGUACAUGGAUGUUGUUGGUGGUGAAACACGGAAAAAUAAAGAAUCAAAAUCUGAA